Molecule: messenger RNA, 546 nt
Organism: Mercenaria mercenaria
Lineage: Eukaryota; Metazoa; Mollusca; Bivalvia; Venerida; Veneridae
Exons: 1
Coding region: 1-546 (181 amino acids)
Source: RefSeq, a predicted model, not a curated record
AUGUCAGGCCGUUGGUGUAAAAUUCCAAAUGCUGUCGGAGCUAUCGACGGAACUUCCCUUCAGAUAUAUAGACCUUCCGUCGAGCCACAAGAGCAAUAUUACUCUGGUCAUCGACAGCACCACGCCGUUCAUACUCAAGUAGUCGUUGACAACGAGGGGAUAAUCCGAUUUGUACAGAGCGGUUUCCUAGGACACAUGAACGAUGCGCAGCAAUUUGCCAUGAUGCAAAGAAUUGGCACAGACUUGGUUUUUCCACAUGACUGCUUUCUCCUUGGUGACAAAAUAUACCCGAACAGGUAUCCCAUUAUUACUCCGUUUUCAGCAGGCCAAGUUGCAAGGCGUCACGGGCGUGAUAGAAGAAGAUGUGUAAAAUUUAACAGAUAUGUUAGCUCAUGCCGCAUUAUCGUUGAACACUCAAUAGGAGAAUUGAAAACAUACAGAGCUGUAAGCACAAUUUGGCGUCAUCCACGAUAUUUACUGCCGUCAGUUGUUGUUAUCUGCGCCGGACUCGUUUGCCGUAGGAAGGAGUUAAAUUUGAUAAUGUAA